AUGAAAUUCGUGAAUCAAUUGUCCAAAGGAAAGAAUUUUGAAAGGGAGGAGUUUAUCCCAAUUUUCUCAACAGAAUUUACGUUUCAAUUCUUGGCUAUUUGGAUUGGAAAUUUGGACUUGGUAAAGUGGUGUCUGGAAUAUCGUUCUGAUAAUGGAAACAAUAGAAUAGAUACUCUAUUGAGAACAGGAAUUUUUGAAGGAGAGCCAUCCAGCUAUAACAUAGUAUCUUCAUACGGGGCUUGCUACAAGAGAGAUGGAGCUGGACUAAACAUUUUACAUUACGCAAUUAGAGGAAAGAAUGUGGAGAUUGUGAAAUUAUUGAUCGAAAAGUACAAAGCCAAUCCAUUUCAAUCUCAAUUAAUCUCUCCCGCACUUCUUGCAUACAGAAUGUACACUGCAGCACCCAAAGACGAGCCUUCCAACAAGAUUUACAAUCUAUUGAAAGAAACCUACAAAGAACAUCUGGAAAACCAUGUCGAAUCGAAUAAGAAUAUAUUCGAUGAGGCGAACAUGAAAAUUUUUGAUUUGGAUGAAACAGAGGAAGACGAUUUAGAAAAGUUACAAAUUGAUAAGGGUCCAAAUGGAAUCCCUCUCAACAAGAAUGUGUUGUUAGAAAGAGAUUACUAUAUUGAUGAAGGGCUUUCAGAUUCUGAUGAAGAGUUAGAAGUUAGUGAUGAAGAUGAAGAGGAGGAAUUUAUUGAUAUCAAAACAAUAAGAUCUAAAAUUCAUAAUGUUGACAGUGAAGAUCCUUGGGUACAGUGUGUAGAAACUGAAAAAGAAUUAUCCAAAAACAUUACUGAUCUAUUGAAGGAUACAGAAAUAGUACAAGCUAGACAUGAUUUCAUAGAUGUUUAUCCUUCAGUUCGUAUUGGAAAACGUAUAGGACUAGAAGAAAACAACAAGAAGAGAGCAUUCGAGGCUGGAGAAGGUAAUGAAUAUGAACCUAAAUUCAAGAAAAGAAAGGAAAUGAUAAUUCCCAAAGCAUUUUUUAAUGGAUUGACGAAAGUCAUUUUAGGAAGUUAUAGAUUUGAUACCAUUAUUAGCCCAUCAUCACAGGCAAUUAUGCAACAGGAAAUAGAAAGACUUUGCAUUGAAUUAUUCAAUUUAACAUCUGAAAUUUGCAAAUUUUUCAUGACAGACUUGUGUUUGAAGAAUUUUAUAUUGGUAGCUUUCAAUGCAUAUAAUGGAUGUUUUAAGGAAAGUUCAAUUGAUGAAGAAGCUCUAAAGAAUCAUUUAUCUUCCCUUUCAAUGAAGGAGAUUAGCUCUGAAAACAUUACUAGUAUAGUUACUGAAAUUAAUGAACAAAAUCUCAUGUUGUCAAUUAAUUACGACACUGAUGAAGAUGAUCCUGACUUUGAAAUUGAGUUUGAUGAUCCAAAUGAUAGAGUAUUGUUUGGAAUUCAAUCGGAGAGCAAUAUAAAUCAGACCAAAGAAGAAAGUCCAAAGGACGAUGGGUAUGAAUCAGAUUGGUCUGAUGAAAGUGAAAUUGGUAUCGAAAUUAGCGAAAAUAACGAUUUUAUAUUCUAUCCCUCAUCUAUUGACCAGAUAGAAAGUGAAAGGCCUCUCUCAGAAACUAUUCUUGGUGAUGAAUAUGCUAUCAAGUAUGAAUCUAUUCAGAAAGAUGGAAAGUAUGGUUUUAAUAUUUAUUCUAAAGAUACACAUUUAGUCAAGAGAUUAAUAACUAACUCCCAAGUAGAUACCCAAUUAUGA
Messenger RNA from Naegleria gruberi, 1710 nucleotides. RefSeq lists its product as uncharacterized. The record is from RefSeq and is a predicted model, not a curated record. Bases 1 to 1710 code for a protein of 569 amino acids. The transcript has a single exon. NCBI's taxonomy places the organism in Eukaryota, Heterolobosea, Eutetramitea, Acrasida, Naegleriidae. Gene Ontology annotation, molecular function: protein binding.